This is a messenger RNA of Clunio marinus, 273 nucleotides long. Lineage: Eukaryota; Metazoa; Arthropoda; Insecta; Diptera; Chironomidae. The record is from the annotation of a GenBank genome assembly.
AUGGAGUUCGAGUCCGAAGCAAUCACUGUUGCUCAUUCAGCUGAAAGUUUUGUGUUCGCUUUGCAGCAAGUUGAAGAGCUGCCAUUAUCUCAAGAUGAAAGAAGAAGAAGAUCAAACGAAAUGAAGCAAGGCGAAAUGAACUCUUUUGCGUAUCUGCUCAUUACUGAUUUUAUCAAGAAACGCACGAGCGAGUCAAAAGCAAAACAUUUUCAUAACAAUUAUCAUCGUCUGAAUCGACAUUUCAUUCAUUCCGUGGGUCUGUCGGUCGAUUGA